UGCUUGGGUAAAGAAACAGGACUUUCCUUUUUUUUUUCCUUUUGAGAAAAUUCAGAAAUUUGGAGGCACAGUAGUUAGGAUUCAGGCCAAACUGGUAAAUGACGAAGGGGCUUCUUCCAGAGCCAAGGAGGAAGGGUUGUCCGGGUAAGUCCCGCGGAACGUGGAGAGACCGCGCCGCCCGGGUCCUCCCACUGGUUCCUUUGAUCAUCUGGCUUAGGGACGAGCUCUUUGUUCGCUGCUCCUCCGAAAACGCCUUCAAUGACUCCCUUUGAAUAAAGUAGGAAGUCCGAACCGAGCCGCCAGGCCGCGACCUGGCCCCUGUUUUCCACUCGCGAGGGCCCUGCGUUACCCCGCCCCGGGAAAGCUGCGCGUUCUCCGGCCGCUCGCGCUUGGCCGAAGCUGCUGGGUCCCGUUGUACUUCCCCCGGGCAUGCGAUGGGGAUAAUUCCCACGCCUCGCUCAAAGCUAUCCCGGGCGAGCCCUCCCUGGUCCCCAUAGGCACAGUUGGGUGUUCCCUUUUCCGUGUUAACCUUGUAUUUCGGAUAUAGUUCUGUUAUAGUAAUUACUUUUAAGAGAUUGUAGUUGUUUAUUUACAAUCGGUCCUUCCCCCACGGUAACCUAGAGUGUAAACCCCCUAAAUAAACGUCAGAAGUAAUGAAGUCUUACUUCCUUGGCUUAGGUUUCAGCGCCCUUCUCAACCCCACACUACCCCUUCAGUCUUUACACAAACCCUUCCCAUGAAUAUGCUGACCUAGCAAGUAACCUACUUUUCAUACUCCAAAAUCUUCUCUUCUGUGUGGGGAAAAUAAUGCAUUGACUGCCACCUCACCCCACCUCCAAAUAAAUUGAUGUUGAAAUUCUGGCCUCCAGUAAUGGAAUUCUUUACAUCAAAGUCACUUUUUAUUUCUAAAAGUAAUCCCAUAUAUAUUAUAUUCCUACUGUGGCCCUUGCCAUGGAUCAACAAAAAAUAUGACAUAGUCAAAAUAGACCAAAACAUGUGGCCUUGUUGUAACCAAUGGGAAACACAGUUGGGAGGUCCCUACUUACAUGUCACUUGCUUCAGGAACCGUUCCUUGAUUCCUAAGUGGGGGACCUUUUUUCCUGAAUACAACUAUAGCUUGCUUUCUUACCUCUUAAGCCCUUUUUAUCUGCAGUCUCACCCUACUAAGGUCUUUAAAUGCAGAGCUUGAUCUUCUUCCAUUAUUGUAUCUCCAGCACCUAUAAAGCAUUCCUGUUAAAUAGUAGACAUUUAGUGAGUAUUUAUUGAUAGGCGUGAAUUAUGUCUCAACGUUUAGGCUAAAUUCAUAUGAAAGUAAAAUUGAAAAAAUAAUUUUAAAGAACAGCAUUAGUUACUGAGAUUAUGUGGUAAAUCCCUUAAAAUAUAAUCUUGCAUUGAAAUAGUUUUCACCGUUUACCAAUCUUUAUAUGAAUAUAUACUCAUCUAAAUGGAAAUUGGGAAAUUUAAGCAUUUUCUGCUUUUCCAAAGUAAAUAUUCUAAUGUUUUUCUUAAAGCUGAACUAAAUUGCAAAACUUGCUUUAAUAAAGUGUGUGUUUUUGCAUCAGUUAAGCCCCUGACCUCUUUGUGUUCUUUAAAUUUGAUUCAUUAGUGGAAUUAACAAGGUUCUGUGUUUUUCUCACCUCAUUCAGUUUUAUAAUUAACCAAUAAAAGCUUAUUAGCUUUUAAGGAAGUUUUAGGAACUUAAAUUGAUUUAUGGGCACCAUAUGGUUACAUCAAAGGACUUGUUUUUGUUUUAACUGGAAGUGGAUUCUUAAGUCCUUUAAGAUGGAAAUUUAUGUUCUUUCUAUUAUACCAAGCAAUACUUUCUGAAAUAGAGUGAUUUUUUUUAUUCCACGCUACCAGUUGGUCAUGCAAUUCAAUAUUAAAUACUAGAUUACAGAUAUUAGAAUCUUGUAAUGCAUCUGGUUUAAUACCUGUCAUUUUGUAGAACGGUUAAAUGUCUUCCCAAGGUCAUACACCUAAUCAGUGGUAUGUUCAAAACCCAAAUCCUAGGCUUUCUAUCUGAAGUCCAUUGCUUAUGAAGUGGUUUGCUAUGUGUUCUGACUUUGUUGAUUCAAAUAAGUAAGCUAAAUAAAUUUAAGCCAUUAAUAGGUUUAUAAAGUUAUUUGCUAUAUGUUGUUCUUACGUCAUUGAUUCAUGUAAGUAGACUUGUGUGACAGCUAAUUCUUAAAAAAUUAUGAAGAUGUUAGACUUCUUUUGAUAUAUAUAUGUUGAUUGUAUGAACAGAUUGACAUCAAUGUAAUUAUUCAUUAUAAAAGAUUUGAGUGGGAACUCACCAAAUCCCACACCAAAAAAAUUUAAAAUUUUACCAUAGUAAAAAAAACUAAAAAGCAAGAUGAAAUUAUACAUAGUUCUUGGUGUAGUAUUUUUAAUUUAUAUUAUUUAUUUUUAUAGAAAUGGGGUCUCACCAUUUUGCCAGGCUGGUCUCAAACUCCUGGACUCAGGCGAUCCGCCUGCCUCAGCCUCCCAAAGUGCCAGGAUUAUAGGCAUGAGCUACCAUGCCCGGCUGGUGUAGUAUUUUUAAAUUUUACUUAAUGCUGAGCCAUUUUCAAAUAACCUCAUCACGUUGAUUAUGACCUCAUGCAAGAACCAUCUGUUCUAUCUUUCAGUGUACUUGUACUUUAAUAUCUUAGAAGCUAUUGCAUUCUGUCCUUUUUUGGAAUGUUUUAUGCUUUUACAGUCUUAACCAUUGCUUCUUAAUAUCACUUCUGAGGAACAGCUGGUGCAAAGAACAUGUGAUAAGGAAUGGAAAACGAUUGAUGAUGGAAACAGAGAUUUGGGGUUAAUUGCAUUCUUAAAAUAUUAUGAUGUUCUUUCUAAUAAAAUGUACAUUUCACAUAAUUUUCCUCUUUCAGAAUUAACCAUGGUUAAUCGUUCUUUAAACCAGGUUUGCUUCCGACAAAAGAAAUGAAAUAAUAAAAACUAAAUUCUAACUGUAGUAAUCAUGUGAUAUUAAAGAUAUUAUUUAUGGGGUUAGUUAAAAGCCCUCUUUAUCUUGCUUAGGGGUUUCCAAUAAUCGAAUCAGUGCUGGACUUUUUUUUUUUAGGCAUGGCUGCCCCCCGUUAAUAAUAUAUUUAAUUAAAAGCUUUACAAAAUGAUCCUAAUAUACUUGAAAUACUUAGAGGACUGCAGUUUAUAAAAUCAAGAGUCUACCUUAUUGCUGUUUCAUUUUUUUUUUUACCAUAACCCUCAGAAGGAAUACAAUUAACAUCACAGUCCUGUAUAUAAAUGUGUGUUUAUGUGUGCCAUCAUAAACAUCACUGCACUAGGUGGCAAUCUUCACUACUAUUCAUUUGUGUAUGUGUAGUCAACCCACGAAAGGAAUCAUUAGAAACAGGGUAGGAAUGUUGAACCUUAGAACUGGAAGUUGCCAGAGAAAAUAUGUGCCCUGGCCAACUCCACAGGACUAGUUCUAAGCAAUCUGAAGGAAACCAGAAAAUGUGAAUUUCUCUUUCCUCAAAAAGCUAUAUACUGAAGUAGUAUUUAAUAUUCAAGUACUUGUAAAUUUGCAGAACAGUACUUUCUAAUUUGACCCAUGAAUUCUAUUUAAAUUUGUCACUUAAUAUUUAGCCAAGAAGCAAACCAUCUAAAAAGAUUUCUGGUUUAUUUCUCCAACUCCUAAUAAAUAGGGUCACAUAUUUUUUAACUUUUUUCUAAUUUGAAAAGUAAUACAGGCAUAUGGUAUUUUAAAAAUGAAACAACACAAAGGGAUAUGUUUUGAAAAGUGGUUCUUGCCAUCCCUGAACUGUAAUCAUCCCUAACAUAUUCAUACCUGUUUUCAUUUUAAAAGUUAGAUCAGUUUUUUUAUUAGUACAUAUAUUUCUAUCCUACUGAUUUAUUUGCUAUAUCAUCUAAUUUAGUUUGAAUAUUGCAUAAUUUACUUAAUUAGUCCUCUAUGCAGACCUAGCUCUUCUCAGUGUCUACUAUUAUAAACAAUGCUACAGUGAAUAUUGUUGUAUAAAUCCAUAUGUACCACAUAACAUAUCUUAAAUUCCUGGAAGAGAUAUUGCUAAACCAGAAGAUAACCUGCAUUUAAAAUUUUGACUGCUGGGGUCAGGGUCACAUUUAAAUGAAAUUAGAACAAAGGAAUUGCAUAAUUUUCUUCGAUAGCAAUCUAUUCCAGUAUGCACCGUGAGUCACGAAGGAAAGCAAAACUGUCAAUAACUUUCUUCUCAGACUUCCGGUUUAAUGUGUUCUGAUGGGUUAAUAAUUUGUCUCAUUUCUCUUCAUAAUAAUGACUUUGAGAAUAUGUGUACCCCACUCUUUUUCCAGAAUUAACCACAACUUUUCACAGUAACUGAAUUAAUGCCACAAUGGUACAUUCAACCAGUGGGGCUUCAGGAUGUGAAAUAGACAAUAUUAGUUCUGGGCCACUGUUACUACCAAAUACUUUCUUUACCUUUAAGUCUGUAUAUUUUUAUCUGUAAAGUGACAUCCAUAGAUGUCACUGUACACUUCAUAGAAAUGAGUACACAGAAUAAUACUCAUGGCAGGGCUGGGUGUGGUUGCUCACGCCUGUAAUCCCAGCACUUUGGGAGGCUGAGGCAGGCAGAUCACUUGAACCUGGGAGGCAGAGGUUGCACUGAGCCGAGAUCUUGCCACUGCACUCCAGCCAGCGUGACAGAGCGAGACCCUGUCUCAAAAAAAAAAAAAAAAAAAAAGGAAUAAUACUUACGGCGGCACUGGCCACACUGUAAAAUUCAGGUUCAGAAAAACAGGGUAAGUCACAGACAGCAAUCCUUCCAGCAUUUAUUUUCUUUGCACCCAUGUGCAAUUUGAGAAAAUUUACCUUUAGAACGAACUCUGUUAAAGGUACAGACAAUACAGUACUUUUUAUUCAGAAGGUUUCUGCAUAAAGGUGAUAGUCUUUUGACUUAAUAUAUUCUUGUCUCCUGCCUUGUGUUUCUGGAAUGAAUUAAGGUCAUUAUUUAGAGGAUAAUCUGGGUUGUAUUUGUGUCAUCAGAUUGAAUUUUCAUUGCACAUGCUACUUAAUGUCUUUACCAAAUAAUAACAAAGGGAAAGAAAACCAAAUAUAGAUGUAUAAUAAGGAAAAGCUGGCCUAUAGAAAAUACCAAACCAGAUAAUAGUAGCAAAGUUUAAGCCAAUUUUGUUUUUAAAAUGUCAUGUACAUGGAAAAAGGUUUAACUUUAGUUUUCUUUGGGUGGUGGUUAAAAGUUAUAAGUGAUUAAAAGUUUUUUUCUUUUUCUGCAAUGAACAUUAUGUGACUUUGCAAUUUAAAAAGCCAACGCCCUUUUAAGAAAGUUAUGUCCAUCAGUAUUCCUCCAACUUCAUUUUCUCUCUUGUUUCUUCUUCCCUCACUUUUCUAAGUUUUCCUUUAUUAACCCCAUUUUUCUUUAGUUUGUUUGCAUGCUUCCUUGCUUUUGUUUUUUUUGUUUUUCCUGGGUAUGAUAGAGAAUCAGUCCCAUUUUCUAAGUAUUAAAUCAAGGAGUGAAUUUUCAAGUAGACAAAAUUGAUUUACAGCAUCCUUGCAUUCGCUACCCAUCUCUGCAUUUGUUAGCUCUUGUUUUUAGCUGGGAAAAAGCCAGUUACCGCCAUUUUAACAUUUCAGGUGUUCUUGAUUCAUUUUGAAAAGCUGACUGAUGAAAGAAAUAAGGAGUAUCCUCUAUGAAUUAUCCUGAACUGGCUUAUAUUGUUUGAAUUCCUGCUAUGAGCUUCUGUUUCUUUAACAAUAUUUUGUAAAGUGUGUUUCACAUAACAGCAGAUAAUCACCAGAAUGGGAGUGAAUGACUUGUGGCAAAUUUUGGAGCCUGUUAAGCAACACAUCCCCUUGUGUAAUCUUGCUGGGAAAACCAUUGCAGUUGAUCUGAGUCUCUGGGUGUGUGAGGCACAGACAGUCAAAAAAAUGAUGGGCAGCGUCAUGAAGCCCCACCUCAGGUAUAGUAAAAGCUCUUAGAGUAUAAAUGUAUGAUGUAUAAACAGUCUUGGUGUCUUGAUUUUGUUUCACCUUUUUUUUUUCUUUUGUUGUUGUUAUUCUUUUACAUUUUGAGGUUUCAAGAUCUAUUUAACAUGUCUAGAUUCACCAUCUUUAUAUUAAGGACUCAGAUUUGUACCUCUUACCCUUUGAGCUCCAGACUCACAUAGCCAUCUCCUACUUAACGUAUCCACUAGGAUGCUUCAGAUACUAAAAGCCGGAGAUUUGGGAGACAUUUUCUCCCUAUUUUACUUCUCUCCACAUCUAAUCCAUCAGAACUUAUUUUUUCGUAUCUCAUAUUUAACACAAAUGGAUGUAAAACUGGUAUUUGUUAUGGAAGGGGAACCACCAAAGCUGAAAGCUGAUGUCAUAAGCAAGAGGAAUCAGACUCGGUAUGGGUCAUCUGGAAAAUCGUGGUCUCAGAAAACAGGGAGAUCACAUUUUAAAUCAGUCUUAAGAGAGUGCCUCCAUAUGCUCGAAUGCUUAGGAAUCCCCUGGGUUCAGGCUGCUGGGGAAGCUGAAGCCAUGUGUGCUUAUCUCAAUGCUGGUGGUCAUGUCGAUGGCUGCCUCACCAAUGACGGAGAUACUUUCCUUUAUGGGGCCCAGACGGUUUACAGGAAUUUCACUAUGAAUACAAAGGACCCACAUGUUGACUGUUACACAAUGUCAUCUAUCAAGAGUAAACUAGGUUUGGAUAGAGAUGCUCUGGUUGGAUUAGCAAUACUUCUUGGCUGUGAUUAUCUCCCAAAGGGAGUCCCUGGAGUUGGAAAAGAGCAAGCAUUAAAACUUAUACAGAUUUUGAAAGGGCAAAGUUUACUUCAGAGGUUUAAUCGGUGGAAUGAAACAUCUUGUAACUCUAGUCCACAACCGCUAGUCACUAAAAAACUGGCUCAUUGUUCCGUAUGUUCCCAUCCAGGUUCACCUAAGGAUCAUGAACGUAAUGGAUGCAGAUUAUGUAAAAGUGAUAAAUAUUGUGAGCCACAUGACUAUGAAUACUGCUGCCCUUGUGAGUGGCACCGUACAGAACAUGAUAGGCAACUCAAUGAAGUAGAGAACAAUAUUAAGAAGAAAGCUUGCUGUUGUGAGGGAUUCCCAUUCCAUGAGGUUAUUCAAGAAUUCCUUUUAAACAAGGAUAAAUUGGUGAAGGUUAUCAGGUACCAAAGACCUGAUUUGUUAUUGUUUCAGAGAUUUACUCUUGAAAAAAUGGAGUGGCCCAGUCACUAUGCAUGUGAGAAAUUGCUGGUACUUUUGACCCAUUAUGACAUGAUAGAAAGAAAGCUUGGUAGCAGAAACUCUAAUCAACUACAGCCAAUUCGAAUUGUUAAGACCCGAAUCAGAAAUGGAGUUCAUUGUUUUGAAAUAGAAUGGGAAAAGCCUGAACAUUAUGCUAUGGAAGAUAAACAACAUGGAGAAUUUGCUCUAUUAACAAUUGAGGAAGAAUCAUUGUUUGAAGCAGCAUAUCCUGAGAUCGUUGCUGUUUACCAAAAACAAAAGUUAGAAAUUAAAGGGAAGAAACAAAAACGUAUUAAGCCUAAAGAAAACAAUUUGCCAGAACCAGAUGAAGUAAUGAGCUUUCAGUCACACAUGACUUUAAAACCCACAUGUGAAAUCUUUCAUAAGCAGAAUUCCAAGUUAAAUUUGGGGAUUUCCCCUGAUCCUACAUUACCACCGGAAUCUAUUUCUGCCUCAUUGAAUAGCUUGCUUUUACCUAAAAAUACUCCAUGUUUGAAUGCACAAGAACAGUUCAUGUCUUCUCUAAGACCUUUGGCUAUACAGCAAAUUAAAGCUGUCAGUAAGUCUCUAAUUUCAGAAUCUAGUCGACCCAAUACCUCAUCUCAUAAUAUAUCCGUGAUUGCUGAUCUACACUUGAGCACUAUUGACUGGGAAGGUACUUCUUUUAGUAAUUCUCCAGCUAUUCAAAGGAAUACUUUUUCUCAUGGUUUAAAAUCAGAAGUUGAAUCAGAGCUAUCAGCCAUCCCUGGUGGCUUUGAAAAUAUCCCAGAACAACUGUCAUGUGAAUCAGAAAGGCACACUGCAAACAUAAAGAAAGUGUUGGAUGAGGAUUCUGAUGGGAUUAGUCCUGAAGAGCAUCUACUUUCUGGCAUUACUGAUUUAUGUCUUCAGGAUUUGCCUUUAAAGGAACGAAUAUUUAUAAAAUCAUCAUAUCCUCAGGAUAAUCUACAACCAGAUGUCAACCUGAAAACUUUGUCCAUACUUAGUGUAAAAGAAUCUUGUAUUGCUAACAGUGGUUCUGAUUGUGCAUCACAUCUUUCAAAGGGUCUUCCAGGAAUUCCCUUGCAAAAUGAAUCCAGAGACUCUAAAAUUCUAAAAGAAGACCAGCUGCUUCAAGAAGACUAUAAAGUCAAUACUUCUGUCCCUUAUUCUGUCAGUAACACAGUGGUAAAGACCUGCAAUGUUAGACCACCAAAUACUGCUUUAGAUCAUAGUAGAAAAGUUGAUAUGCAAACCACUCGGAAAAUUUUAAUGAAGAAGAGUGUUUGCCUUGACGGACAUUCCUCUGAUGAACAAAGUGCCCCAAUGUUUGGGAAAGCUAAGUACACAACUCAAAGAAUGAAGCACAGUUCUCAAAAGCAUAAUUCAUCCCAUUUCAAAGAAAGUGGCCAUAAAAAGUUGAGUAGCCCUAAGAUACAUAUUAAAGAAACUGAACAGUGUGUCAGAUCUUAUGAAACAGCUGAAAAUGAAGAAAGCUGUUUCCCAGAUUCAGCAAAAAGUUCUCUGAGUUCUCUACAAUGUCAUAAGAAAGAAAACAACUCUGGUACUAGUUUGGAUAGUCCUCUUCCUUUACGCCAGAGAUUAAAACUAAGAUUCCAAAGCACUUGAAAGGAAAUUUAAAACACUUAAGUAUAACUUACUAUUUUAGUACUAUCAGCAAUAGCAGAGACAGAGGGAAGAUAUCUAGUUCAUGUGUGGUAAAAAUUUUAAUGUUCUCUAUGUCAUGAAACACUUGCCAUUUUAAUCAAAAUUGUAAUUUUUUAAAUGUCACCUAAAACUCUGGUUUUAAAAGAUCCUCUGUAUUGAAAACUUCUGAUAAUGUAUGUCAUUAUCAUGUCCUUAUUAUUCCUUAACUGUAGUUUUAAAAUAUUGGUAAAGUACUUGACAGAGUAAAUGCUUCACCUAAUUGUUCACU
Pongo pygmaeus (Bornean orangutan) is the source of this 9098-nucleotide messenger RNA. RefSeq names its product GEN1 structure-specific endonuclease (gene GEN1). The record is from RefSeq and is a predicted model, not a curated record. Gene Ontology annotation, molecular function: 5'-flap endonuclease activity; four-way junction DNA binding. The transcript has 13 exons. Bases 6149 to 8791 code for a protein of 880 amino acids. NCBI's taxonomy places the organism in Eukaryota, Metazoa, Chordata, Mammalia, Primates, Hominidae.